Musca vetustissima is the source of this 1668-nucleotide messenger RNA. RefSeq lists its product as uncharacterized. The transcript is spliced from 5 exons. Gene Ontology annotation, biological process: maturation of LSU-rRNA; maturation of 5.8S rRNA. Gene Ontology annotation, cellular component: preribosome, large subunit precursor; Las1 complex. Bases 1 to 1668 code for a protein of 555 amino acids. Gene Ontology annotation, molecular function: endonuclease activity. The record is from RefSeq and is a predicted model, not a curated record. NCBI's taxonomy places the organism in Eukaryota, Metazoa, Arthropoda, Insecta, Diptera, Muscidae.
AUGCAUUUUGAUAAAAACAAUAGUGCCACCGAAAACCCACCUGCUAAUGAUUCUCUAGAGACAGUAACUCAGGAAGGCACAAAACGGCGAACAGUUGUGGGGCCGUGGAAAAAUGUUUCCGAAUUUAACAAAGUAUAUGAAUGGUUAUUUGGUGAAAACUAUUCGGCAGCAACGAGGCAACAAGCACUUUCUCAGAUUCGCAUUUGGAAUUUGAGACGCAGUACACAAUGUCCGGCAGCUGUUUUGGCGACAGCUGUCAUUGUCGAAGUUCAGCAAAAAGAUCACCCCGAAACAAUAUAUUCCGCAGAAGAUUUACAGACUUUGUAUGCGAAUGCAUUUACCCGAUUCUUCAAUUUCAUGUCGUCAAUAAUGCAAACGCAUAACAUGCGAACAAUGUAUCAAACUGCCAAAGAAUUGGGUUUGGAAUCGUUUGUGGUGGAUUUGCGACACAUCUGUGCCCACGGUCAGGUAUUGCCUCCGUUACAGGUGUUGAGAAACACAGCAGAAUAUUGUAUUGUUUGGUUACACGAUUACUACUGGCGAUCGCAGCUGGAUAGUAUGUGUGAUGUUGAUGCAACACGUAUCAGGCGUAAAGACAGAACUGAACUUGAUGACAAGGUAUCUGCACUUUUUGAACUGUACGAUACCGCCUUGGAGGGACAUAUGAAGGGGGCCACUAAUAUGAAGACACUGAAACGCCAUGUACAUGGAAAACGUUUUCACAGCCUAAAGGAAUACUAUCAGCAAAACAAUUUCGAAAAAUUGCAAGAUAUUUUCGAUCACAUUGCCAAGGAACUAUAUGCUUUGGUGAAACGUGAUGUUAUCAUUAAAGAUGUAUCGACAAUCUAUAUUGGAGCUCUAUUACGUAUGCGUUAUUUUUUCUCUGUGUCCAAUAUUGAUGAUUCCGCUAAAGAAUUGGAAUCUUUAAUUACCGUCAAUCAAACAUUAUUCCGCAUGUUAGCCAUACACGGGUUUUUGGAUGAUUUAUUCUAUGCAUUAAUUGAUAUUGCUGAAAGUCCAAUUGUUGAGGCUAAUAAGAGAGCAUCGGCAAGCUUCUGGGCGGUGCAAAUAGUUAAAGGUUUCAAAGCAUUUCGCCAAUGCAAACAAAUGUACAAAGCCGAAAUGGAUGAGAAUACCGCAAUUAGAGAGCCAUCAUUUUCUCUAAAUAAUUUAACAGAAAUAUCGGAGGGUACCCGAGAAUUGUAUAUAUAUAGCGGUGUUGGUAUGAAGAAAACCUUACUUUUUGGUGAUAAUUUCCGACGACCAUGGGUGUGGGUAUUUGAACGAGAUUUCCUGGAAGAACGUCUUGAGGCAGCCAACGAAUAUACCGCACCCAUUCUGAAGGGCAUAUUACCACUUAUCGUACCGGAAUUAAGUGGCACUGAAGUGCAAACUUUUAGCGAAUUAAUCGAUUGCUAUUUUAAUGCAAAUAUUGAGGCUGAUAAUGAAAAAUCUAAAAAAUCUCCUAAAGAAAAUAAUGAUGUCUACACUGCCGAGGAUUUAUUAAAUAAACUGAAAAAUAAUGAGAUAACAAAAAUGGAUGUAGAAGAAAUAGAUGAAGAUGUUGGACAAAAUUGUGGUAAUUUUAAUACCUAUGGACUAUGGACAGAAGUUGAAGAUGAUGAUUGGAAAUCAAGUCCAUUGGGACGUGUACCAUGGGAAUUGUAA